Messenger RNA from Punica granatum (pomegranate), 946 nucleotides. Lineage: Eukaryota; Viridiplantae; Streptophyta; Magnoliopsida; Myrtales; Lythraceae. The record is from RefSeq and is a predicted model, not a curated record.
UGCUCGGUUUCUCAUACCCCGGUUACUAGUACACUCGAGGUGGAGAAGAACUUGAGCUCGACCAGGAUGAAGAAUCCUGGCUUUGUCUUGUCUAUCAUUGUCUUGGCACUGGCAUUUUCGUCUGCCUUGGCCUAUGAUCCAGACCCUCUUCAGGAUUUCUGUGUGGCGAUCGAUGAACCGAAGAAUGCAGUGUUUGUGAAUGGGAAGUUCUGCAAGAACCCAAAGCUCGUCAACACAAAUGACUUCUUCCUCUCGGGGCUCAAUAUCCCUGGAAACACGUCAAACCCAAUUGGGUCCACAGUCACUCCGGUGUUUGUGGACCAACUCCCCGGUCUCAACACCAUGGGAAUCUCCAUGGUCCGAAUCGACUAUGGGAUCAAUGGCCUCAACCCACCCCAUACUCACCCUCGAGCAACUGAGAUCUUACAUCUCCUCGAAGGCAUCCUCUACGUGGGCUUCGUAAACUCGAAUCCUGAGAACCGUCUAUUCGCGAAAGUACUGAAGCCGGGAGAGGUGUUUGUUUUCCCAAAGGGGAUGAUCCACUUCCAACUCAACAUCGGGAAGACCAAUGCAGUUGCAAUAGCUGCUCUCAGCAGUCAGAACCCAGGGAUCAUUACUAUUGCUAACGCACUAUUUAACUCGAAGCCACCUAUUUAUCCCAAUGUGCUUGCAAAGGCAUUCCAGCUUGACGGGCUGGUGGUGGAGGGACUUCAGAAGAAAUUCUGGUACGACAAUUUGGAUUUGUCCCCAAAGAGACAAUAAUCUGAUAAAGGACUUGUUCUAUGUUCUGAUUUUUCAGGAAAAGUUUGUCAGUUUACACUGUUGUGCGUGUGUUUUUCACUGCCUGCUGUUACGUGCAGUUGAAUUGAUUUACGAGUAAUAAGAAUAUCCCUGAAUGCUAAAAAUCCCCAUCCAGAUCUGCAGCAAUGCCCACCUGGUUUUUGCG